This is a messenger RNA of Salvia hispanica, 2074 nucleotides long. RefSeq lists its product as uncharacterized. NCBI's taxonomy places the organism in Eukaryota, Viridiplantae, Streptophyta, Magnoliopsida, Lamiales, Lamiaceae. The record is from RefSeq and is a predicted model, not a curated record.
GCAAGUCGCUUUCUCACUACUUUCUCUCUCUAAAUAACCCUCACACUUCUCUACUCAUUACUCAUUCAAUCACUCCCCACUUCUUCUCUAACUAAAAAGUAAAACACACACACACACAUCACUCUCUCUCUCUCUCUCACUGCCGCCGAUAUUCCAUCUUCUGCUAACAGAAAAAAACAUCUCACGCCGAAAUGGCAGUCGUAGUCUGAUUUCGUUACAUACACUAUUCAUUUACAUAUUUGAUUUACGGCGAGGAGAUGGAGAGGAAGCGGAGCCAGGGAUUCUUCUCGGCAUUAGAGGACGUGGUGCGCGGCCUAUCUCCGGCGAGGUCGCGGGGGAAGAGUCCUGGCCGGAGCAGAUCGCCGAUGUCUGGCCUCCUCCGCCGGAAAGUCGGCGCCAGCAACUCCGACUCCUUGAUUGCGAGAUCGGGCAGCCUGAGGCCCGUCGGGGAGACGCUCACGCCUCUAAUGGAGGGUCCGGAUCCGGACGGAGACGAAAUCGGCGACUCCAAACGCCUCGGCUCCGGACUAGGCCAGUGGAUGCGCGGCCAGCUCACUCGGAACCCGUCCGUAGCCGUCGAUGAGAGCACCGGCGUCACCAGGAGGUCCGAUUUGCGGCUGCUGUUAGGAGUAAUGGGGGCGCCGCUCGCUCCGGUCCACGUUUUCGCCAUGGACGCUUUGCCUCAUCUCAGCAUCAAGGAUACCCCCAUUGAAACUUCAUCGGCGCAGUAUAUAGUGCAGCAGUAUACUGCCGCUUCGGGCGGGCAGAAGGUGCAGAACGCGGUGAGGAAUGCCUACGCGAUGGGGAAGGUGAAGAUGGUGGCUUCUGAGUUCGAAACAGCGACUAAAGUAGUGAAGAACAGAAAUGUGAGUAGAGCUGCUGAAUCAGGCGGAUUCGUGCUAUGGCAGAUGAGCCCCGAUAUGUGGUAUGUUGAGCUUGCUGUGGGAGGGAGCAAGGUUCAUGCUGGCUGCAAUGGGAAGCUGGUUUGGAGGCACACGCCCUGGCUCGGCGCUCACACGGCCAAGGGGCCGGUUAGGCCCCUUCGCCGCUCCCUUCAGGGGCUUGAUCCAAGAACGACUGCUAGUAUGUUCGCUGAUUCGAUUUGCAUUGGGGAGAAGAACAUCAAUGGGGAAGACUGCUUCAUUCUGAAGCUUGCUGCUGAUCCUCGGACGCUCAAGGCGAGGAGCGAGGGGCCUGCUGAGGUCAUAAGGCAUGUCCUGUUCGGCUACUUCAGCCAGAAGACAGGGUUGCUGAUUCACAUGGAGGAUUCCCAUCUCACCCGCAUCCAAUCCAGCGGCGGCGAUGCGGUUUACUGGGAGACCACCAUCAACUCGUUCCUGGAUGACUAUCGGCCCGUUGAAGGGAUCAUGAUAGCUCACUCGGGGCGAUCUGUGGUGACUCUCUUCCGGUUUGGGGAGAUGGCGAUGAGCCACACCAAAACCAGGAUGGAGGAAGCCUGGACGAUUGAGGAGGUCGCCUUCAACGUCCCAGGUCUGUCGAUGGACUGCUUCAUUCCGCCUGCUGACUUGGGGUCGGCCUCAAUCAGCGAAACGUGUGAGCUCCCGGUAGAGGAGAGGGGGAAGCUGGGUAACCGUGCGAAAGUUGCAGCGCUGGAGAAGGCUCAGCCUACCACCACCAUUGAUAACCUAAUGUGGAAGGUAGAGAUAUGAGGGAGUAGUGUGGUAAAUGUUGAUAUAUGGGUAGUGCAGUUUGUAAUUUUUAUUACUAACACAGCAGGAAAUAACAAACUAGAUUUGUAGUAGGUUGUGGGUUGUUCCUCCAUUAAAUCUCUGUUUGUAACAGAAUCCAACUAGAGGGGUUGGUUGGAGGCUAAUUUUUUGGUUAGUUUAUCUCAAAUGGUGAAAAGCUUUAAUAUUAGUAUUGGCAAAUCCAUUGGGAUUUUGUUCUUAUUCACCAAUUUGUUUUUGUGCCUAGUAUAAACGGCAGUGGCAGUCGGAAAAGGGUAAUACUGCUGCUGCUAAUUAGUUCUUCAAGAUUUGUGUUUGUUGAUUAGUUGAAGGAAUUUCAACAUGAUGUAAUACAGCAGGAAAGCCAACACAGCUGUUUUGCAUGA